Molecule: messenger RNA, 1095 nt
Organism: Anarrhichthys ocellatus (wolf-eel)
Lineage: Eukaryota; Metazoa; Chordata; Actinopteri; Perciformes; Anarhichadidae
Gene: b3galt9
Product: beta-1,3-galactosyltransferase 9
Exons: 1
Biological process (GO): protein O-linked glycosylation
Cellular component (GO): Golgi membrane
Molecular function (GO): hexosyltransferase activity
Source: RefSeq, a predicted model, not a curated record
AUGCUCUAGUGCUCUCUGUGCAAGCUGCGAACCCACCAGUGGUGUUUCCUCCUUUUCAAUGUCCUCCUCUUCCAUGCCCUGUUGUUUGGGGCAGACUUUGUCGAGGAGUAUCUCCUGCAGCCCACGCCUGGGGUCUACACUGAUGGCAUGGUUGUUGAUGUAAGGGAGAGAGCAAGGAAACUAGAUCUGAACAAUGCUAGGGAGAACAUUUCCCAGGACUACCCAAUAACUAACCCUAACGCCUGCAGAAACUCUGACCUCUUCCUCCUCACUCUGGUCUUCAGCUCCACAGCUAAUAUCACCCAAAGAGAUGCAGUCAGGAAGACAUGGGCCAACCAAACGCUCAUCCAAGGCUUCCCAGUGCGGAUACUGUUUUUCCUAGGAUCAACUGAGACUUUCGCUGCACAAAAGGCCCUCAUGAUAGAGUCUGACCGCCAUGGGGACAUGGUCCAGGGUCAUGCUGUGGCUGACUCGUCCCUCCGUGGCCCAACAGAAAGGACAGUAUUGGCACUCCGCUGGGUGAUCGCCUUCUGCCCCGUGGCUCGCUUUGUUCUGCUGACCAAGAACUCUGUGUUUGUGAACCUCCCUGCCAUCGGAGGCUACCUACUUGGGCUGCACAUGCACCCUGAGGACAUUUAUUUAGGUAGGGUGAUCCAACAAGACUCCCCUGACCGGGACCCUCGCAGUCUUGGCUACCUGCCCCCAGCGCUUUACCCUGAGAAGCACCUGCCUGAAUACUGUGACGAGACGGCCUAUGUUCUAUCCCAGGAUGUGGUCCGAAAAGUGUAUGUGGCGUCUGCAGCAGUCCGUGCACCCGUGCCUGCUGAUGUUUUUGUGGGCCUUUGUGCUCAGAAGGCUGGUGUGACACCAAUCCACAGCUCUAGGUUCUCAGGAGAGAAACAUAUCCGCUACAACGCCUGCUGUUACCUUUAUCUGUUCAGCUCAGCAGUGAUGGAAAGCCAUGAACUAGAAAGAGUGUGGGCAGAACUGGAGCAGAAGGGAAGAUGCUCACUGUUACAGACCUACACUGGCCUGUUGAUCUGCAAGACUCUCACAUACCUGGAUAAACUGUCCAUUUUCAACUCCAAGGGCUAA